Paramecium primaurelia is the source of this 522-nucleotide messenger RNA. The record is from the annotation of a GenBank genome assembly. Lineage: Eukaryota; Ciliophora; Oligohymenophorea; Peniculida; Parameciidae.
AAAUAAAAUCUUUUUUUAUUUUUUUAUCAUGGGUGUUGGUAAACCUAGAGGUAUGAGAGCUGGAAGAAAGCUCAAAGAUCACAGAAGAGUUAAUAGAUGGGCUGAUAAAGAAUAUAAUAAGGCAAUGAUUGGAUCAAGAUAUAAAAAUCCAUUUAUGGGUGCAUCACAUGCUAAAGGAUUGGUUGUUGAAAAAAUUGGAGUGUAAUUUAUAAUAUUCUAUUUUAGUGAAUCUAAAUAACCAAAUUCUGCUGUUAGAAAGUGUGUUAGAGUAUUACUCAAGAAAAAUGGUAAAAAAAUAUCAGCCUUUGUUCCUAAAGAUGGUUGUUUGAACUUUUUAAAUGAAAAUGAUGAAGUAACAGUAGCUGGAUUCGGAAGAAAAGGACAUGCAGUCGGUGAUAUUCCAGGGGUCAGAUUCAAGAUUAUUGCUGUUAAAGGAAAAUCAUUACUUGCUUUAUGGUUGGGCAAGGUUGAAAAAUGAUAGUAUAGAUACAUUAAAUAUAUAAAUUGAAGAUCUCUAAAAAA